Caenorhabditis briggsae is the source of this 1611-nucleotide messenger RNA. NCBI's taxonomy places the organism in Eukaryota, Metazoa, Nematoda, Chromadorea, Rhabditida, Rhabditidae. The transcript has 11 exons. The record is from RefSeq and is a predicted model, not a curated record. Gene Ontology annotation, molecular function: GTPase activator activity. Gene Ontology annotation, biological process: actin cytoskeleton organization; regulation of Rho protein signal transduction. Bases 1 to 1611 code for a protein of 536 amino acids.
AUGCAAAAUGGACAUCGACCAAUUAAACCACGAGUAAAAUCAAUGAAUAUGAUCCUAAUGGCUGAUGAAGAUUUCAAAGUUUUGCCUGAAAAUACUUCUGAGAACAUACCCGUUCUUCGAAGAAGGAAAUACACAAAACAGCAGAGAAAAUCAUUGGUUAUUGAGCCAGAUAUUGGGUUGAUUCUGGCUACUGGUGGUUCGGGUCAAUCCACUUCCAGUGAUGAUGAUGACACAAAAGUUCAGAUUGACUCGAACACACUUCCAUCAAAUCGACGAAAGUAUGGAGGGAAAAGAAAUAUGAAAAAAAGAUUUCACUCGACAAGUAAUUUGAAAGGAACAACUGAGAAUGAGAACGAUGAGAACAGCACAAAACAGUGGACAUCUCAAAUUUUCGCAGAGCUCGAAUCCCUUCCAUCUAGUCGUCGAGGCUCUAUGGAUGUCACUAAGUCUUUGAUAAAUCCACCUGAAUUGGUAAUUAAUUUGGCAACAUCAUCCCUCAUGACGUCUUCUGCUCCAGCUCCACCACCAUCCCCAUUAAAAAGAAAACGUUUUCCAAUGUUUGAUGAGGAAUCCUCAACUUUUCUACCAAUUCAACCAGUUCCCUCUCCCAGAACAUCGAAAAAACAAGCAGAAGACGUAGUUGGACCGACAUUUCUUCGAGACCUACUGAAAGCCAGCUGCUCUCAAUAUCCAUACUCCGAAUCGAAUUGCUCUGAUCGUUUGGCAACUUCGGACACUGCGACACAAAAACCAUCUCGAGCAUCUUCGUUCGAAUGGAUGAAUCCAGAAUGCGCGGAUCAUGGGAAAUAUGAGGAAUGUUCUUCCGAUGAAGCAGAUCGAGAAGUCGCAUUGAUUGGAAUGUCCAAACAGUCGAAUGUUUUGCAAAGGAAAAAGAACCUCGAAGAACUUGAAAAGAGUGUAAAUGAGCUGGAGAGUCUUGGAAACAGCUCGUGGUUUCCCGAUCCUCAACCACCACCCGAUGAAGCAAUAGAUCAGAUUUUUGACUCACUUCCAGCAUUUGGAAGUGUCUACGAUAACACAUUCUCUUCCAUCAUCACAAAACCAUCAUCAUCUUCCGAAACACCACAACAAAAAACAAUCAAAACAAUUGAAAAACCAUUCUCACUCGAGAAUCUUCCAAUGGUACAACGGCUCAGCGAGUUGAGUGCAUCGAAGAAUAACGGUUCCAAGAAGGAAGUGACAAAACGAAACAAUACGUUUGCGGACUUUGCUCUUCAAUUAUCUGAACGAGAUGCACUGGAUGCGUGUUCUUGGUUGAGAAAAGCAGGUUUCUCGAAGUACGCCGACCAGUUCGAAGAAGGAAAAUUACCAAUCAAACCAUCACAAGAUCCAACACUUCCCGAGACGGAUCUGCGUUCGUUGAAUCGAAGAAUCGAGAUUCUGAAUAAAUGUCACACUAUGAAAGUGGAUAGUGUUCCAAUGAGGAGGCGAAUGUUGACAGUAAGGGGUCCUUGUAUUACAGGUUCUAGGAUAUAUGAAAUUCAAAUACUACUGGAAAUUGCCCGGCUUUUUAAUUCAUUUCAUACAUCAAAGAAACUUGAAAAGAAAAGACAAAAUAAUACAAAAAUCAUAAAUAGUGGGAAUUUGUAA